UCAAGUUUAAUGGAACAUCCUGUAUUUAUCUGGCAGCUCUACCCAGAGGUAAAGCCAUUGGAGUAAAGUCACCUGAGUGGAGGCUUGGAGAAGGAAGGUCCAGGGUCUCCUGCCACUGAGGUCCCCAGAGCUGCCCUGGUUCCCACCUGCCUGGGGUCUGUCUUUGCAGCCCUUCGGUCGGUUUUGUGGCCAACCGAAAUCCCCCCUGCACUUUGGACUUGGUCUGCACUGGUUUCAGAGCAUCAGUCAGGAUGGUCGAGUACUCCCUGGACCUUCAGAACAUCAACCUGUCGGCCAUCCGUACAGUGCGUGUCCUGAGGCCCCUCAAAGCCAUCAACCGUGUGCCCAGUAUGCGGAUCCUGGUGAACCUGCUGCUGGACACGCUGCCCAUGCUGGGGAACGUGCUCCUGCUCUGCUUCUUUGUCUUCUUCAUCUUCGGCAUCAUAGGCGUGCAGCUGUGGGCCGGCCUGCUGCGCAACCGCUGCUUCCUGCAGGAGAACUUCACCAUACAAGGGGAUGUGGCCUUGCCCCCCUACUAUCAGCCGGAGGAGGACGAUGAGAUGCCCUUCAUCUGCUCCCUGUCUGGGGACAACGGCAUCAUGGGCUGCCACGAGAUCCCCCCACUCAAGGAGCAGGGCCGUGAGUGCUGCCUGUCCAAGGACGACAUCUACGACUUCGGGGCAGUGCGUCAGGACCUCAAUGCCAGCGGCCUCUGUGUCAACUGGAACCGCUAUUACAAUGUGUGCCGCACAGGCAGCGCCAACCCCCACAAGGGCGCCAUCAACUUUGACAACAUCGGUUACGCCUGGAUCGUCAUCUUCCAGGUGAUCACUCUGGAGGGCUGGGUGGAGAUCAUGUACUACGUGAUGGACGCCCACUCCUUCUACAACUUCAUCUACUUCAUCCUGCUCAUCAUAGUGGGCUCCUUCUUCAUGAUCAACCUGUGCCUCGUUGUCAUAGCGACCCAGUUCUCGGAGACCAAGCAGCGGGAGCACCGGCUGAUGCUGGAGCAGCGGCAGCGCUACCUGUCCUCCAGCACAGUGGCCAGCUACGCCGAGCCCGGCGACUGCUACGAGGAGAUCUUCCAGUACGUCUGCCACAUCCUGCGCAAGGCCAAGCGCCGCGCCCUGGGCCUCUACCAGGCCCUGCAGAGCCGGCGCCAGGCCCUGGGCCCGGGGGUCCCUGCCCCCACCAAGCCCGGGCCCCACGCCAAGGAGCCCAGGCACUACAAGGUGUGCCCGCGGCACAGCCCCCUGGACCCGACGCCGCACGCCCUGGUGCAGCCCAUCUCCGCCACGCUGGCCUCCGACCCCGCCAGCUGCCCCCGCUGCCAGCACGAGGCAGGCCGGCGGCCCUCGGGCCGGGGCAGCACCGACUCGGGCCAGGAGGGCUCGGGCUCUGGUGGCUCCGGUGGCGGCGAGGACGAGGCGGAUGGGGACGGGGUGCGGAGCAGCGAGGAGGAUGGGGUGUCCUCGGGCCUGGGGAAGGAGGACGAGGAGGAGCAGGCGGACGGGGCGGCGCAGCUCUGCGGGGCCGUGUGGCGCGAGACGCGAGCCAAGCUGCGGGGCAUCGUGGACAGCAAGUACUUCAACCGCGGCAUCAUGAUGGCCAUCCUGGUCAACACCGUCAGCAUGGGCAUCGAGCACCACGAGCAGCCCGAGGAGCUGACCGACGUCCUGGAGAUCUGCAACGUGGUCUUCACCAGCAUGUUCGCCCUGGAGAUGAUCCUGAAGCUGGCCGCCUUCGGGCUCUUCGACUACCUGCGCAACCCCUACAACAUCUUCGACAGCAUCAUCGUCAUCAUCAGCAUCUGGGAGAUCGUGGGGCAGGCGGACGGCGGCCUGUCGGUGCUGCGGACCUUCCGGCUGCUGCGCGUGCUGAAGCUGGUGCGCUUCAUGCCUGCGCUGCGGCGCCAGCUCGUAGUGCUCAUGAAGACCAUGGACAACGUGGCCACCUUCUGCAUGCUGCUCAUGCUCUUCAUCUUCAUCUUCAGCAUCCUCGGGAUGCACAUCUUUGGCUGCAAAUUCAGCCUCCGCACGGACACGGGAGACACGGUCCCCGACAGGAAGAACUUUGACUCCCUGCUGUGGGCCAUUGUCACAGUGUUCCAGAUCCUCACCCAGGAGGACUGGAAUGUUGUCCUCUACAAUGGCAUGGCCUCCACCUCCCCCUGGGCCUCCCUCUACUUUGUCGCCCUCAUGACCUUCGGCAACUAUGUGCUCUUCAACCUACUGGUGGCCAUCCUGGUGGAGGGCUUCCAGGCAGAGGGUGAUGCCAAUCGCUCCUACUCAGAUGAGGACCAGAGCUCAUCCAACUUGGAGGAGUUUGACAAGUUCCAGGAGGUCCUGGACAGCAGCGGAGACCCCAAGCUCUGCCCAAUCCCCAUGACCCCCAAUGGGCACCUGGACCCCAGCCUCCCCCUGGCUGGGCACCUGUGUGCUGCCGGGGCUGCGGCACCAGCCCCCCGCCUCUCACUGCAGCCGGACCCUGUGCUGGUGGCCCUGGGCUCCCGGAAGAGCAGCGUCAUGUCUCUGGGGAGGAUGAGCUGUGACCAGCGCUCUCUGUCCAGCUCCAGGAGCUCCUACUAUGGGCCGUGGGGCCGCAGCGGGGCCUGGGCCAGCCGCCGCUCCAGCUGGAACAGCCUCAAACACAAGCCACCGUCAGCCGAGCAUGAGUCCCUGCUGUCGGCGGAGCGCGGCGGUGGCAGGGCCUGCGAGGGCGCGGGGGACGAGGCGCCGCCGCGCGCUGUGCCCCUGCACGCCCCGCACACGCACCACCACGCGCACCACGGGCCGCACCUGGCGCACCGUCACCGCCACCACCGCCGGACGCUGUCCCUCGACACUAGGGACUCGGUGGACCUGGCCGAGCUGGUGCCCACCCUGGGCGCUCACCCUAGGGCCGCCUGGAGGGCGGCGGGCCCGGUCCCGGGGCACGAGGACUGCAACGGCAGGAUGCCCAGCAUUGCCAAGGAUGUCUUCACCAAGAUGGACAACCGGCGGGACCGCGGGGACGACGAGGAGGAGAUCGACUAUACCCUGUGUUUCCGCGUCCGCAAGAUGAUCGACGUCUACAAGCCUGACUGGUGCGAGGUCCGCGAAGACUGGUCUGUCUACCUCUUCUCUCCUGAGAACAGGUUCCGAGUUCUGUGUCAGACCAUCAUUGCCCACAAGCUCUUCGACUAUGUCGUCCUGGCCUUCAUCUUCCUCAACUGCAUCACCAUCGCCCUGGAGCGCCCCCAGAUAGAGGCUGGCAGCACUGAACGCAUCUUCCUCACCGUGUCCAACUACAUCUUCACAGCCAUCUUCGUGGGCGAGAUGACACUGAAGGUGGUGUCGCUGGGCCUGUACUUCGGAGAGCAGGCCUACCUGCGCAGCAGCUGGAACGUGCUGGACGGCUUCCUCGUCUUCGUGUCUAUCAUCGACAUCGUGGUGUCCAUGGCCUCGGCCGGGGGAGCCAAGAUCCUGGGGGUCCUCCGGGUCCUGCGGCUCCUGCGCACCUUACGCCCCCUGCGCGUCAUCAGCCGGGCACCUGGCCUGAAGCUGGUGGUGGAGACGCUCAUCUCCUCCCUCAAGCCCAUUGGCAACAUCGUCCUCAUCUGCUGCGCCUUCUUCAUCAUCUUCGGCAUUCUGGGAGUACAGCUCUUCAAGGGCAAGUUCUACCACUGUCUGGGCGUGGACACCCGCAACAUCACCAACCGCUCUGACUGCAUGGCUGCCAACUACCGCUGGGUGCACCACAAAUACAACUUUGACAACCUGGGCCAGGCUCUGAUGUCCCUCUUUGUCCUGGCAUCCAAGGACGGCUGGGUGAAUAUCAUGUACAACGGUCUGGACGCUGUCGCUGUGGAUCAGCAGCCCGUGACCAACCACAACCCCUGGAUGCUGCUGUACUUCAUCUCCUUCCUGCUCAUCGUCAGCUUCUUCGUCCUCAACAUGUUCGUGGGCGUCGUCGUGGAGAACUUCCACAAGUGCCGGCAGCACCAGGAGGCGGAGGAGGCGCGGCGGCGGGAGGAGAAGCGGCUGCGGCGCCUGGAGAAGAAGCGCCGCAAGGCCCAGCGGCUGCCCUACUAUGCCACCUACUGUCCCACCCGGCUGCUCAUCCACUCCAUGUGCACCAGCCACUACCUGGAUAUCUUCAUCACCUUCAUCAUCUGCCUCAACGUGGUCACCAUGUCCCUGGAGCACUACAAUCAGCCCACGUCCCUGGAGACAGCCCUCAAGUACUGCAACUAUAUGUUCACCACUGUCUUUGUGCUGGAGGCUGUGCUGAAGCUGGUGGCAUUUGGUCUGAGGCGCUUCUUUAAGGACCGGUGGAACCAGCUGGACCUGGCCAUCGUGCUGCUGUCCGUCAUGGGCAUCACGCUGGAAGAGAUCGAGAUCAACGCGGCCCUGCCCAUCAACCCCACCAUCAUCCGCAUCAUGCGGGUCCUGCGCAUCGCCCGGGUGCUGAAGCUGCUGAAGAUGGCCACGGGAAUGCGGGCCCUGCUGGACACGGUGGUGCAGGCUUUGCCCCAGGUGGGCAACCUGGGCCUGCUCUUCAUGCUGCUCUUCUUCAUCUACGCCGCCCUGGGGGUGGAGCUCUUCGGGAAGCUGGUGUGCAACGACGAGAACCCAUGCGAGGGCAUGAGCCGGCACGCCACCUUCGAGAACUUUGGCAUGGCCUUCCUCACGCUCUUCCAGGUCUCCACCGGCGACAACUGGAACGGGAUCAUGAAGGACACGCUGCGGGACUGCACCCACGACGAGCGCAGCUGCCUGAGCAGCCUGCAGUUCGUGUCGCCGCUGUACUUCGUCAGCUUCGUGCUCACCGCGCAGUUCGUGCUCAUCAACGUGGUGGUGGCCGUGCUCAUGAAGCACCUGGACGACAGCAACAAGGAGGCGCAGGAGGACGCCGAGAUGGACGCCGAGAUCGAGCUGGAGAUGGCCCAUGGCCUCGGCCCCAGCCCACGGCCGCCCUCCAGCUCCCCCGGGGCCCCUGGCCACGGGCCGGGCGGGCCGGGCUGCGGGGGCGACGCCGAGGGCCGCCGGUGCCGGCGCUGCUACUCGCCAGCCCAGGAGACCCUGUGGCUGGACAGCGUCUCUUUAAUCAUCAAGGACUCGCUGGAGGGAGAGCUGACCAUCCUCGACAACCUGUCCGGCUCUGUCUUCCACCACUACGCCUCGCCCGCCGGCCACCGGAAGUGCCACCAUGACCCGCAAGAGGUGCAGCUGGCCGAGACGGAGGCCUUCUCCCUGAACUCAGACAGGUCCUCGUCCAUCCUGCUGGGCGACGACCUGAGUCUCGAGGACCCCACGGCGUGCCCGCCUGGCCCCAAAGACAGCAAGGGUGAGCCGGACCUACCUGAGCCCAUGCGUGUGGGGGACCUGGGCGAAUGCUUCUUCUCCUUGUCCACCACGGCCGUCUCAUCGGGCCCGGAGAACUUCCUGUGUGAGAUGGAAGCGAUCCCGUUCAACCCCGUCCAGUCCUGGCUGAAACACGACAGCAGCCAAGCACUGCCCCCGAGCCCCUUCUCCCCGGACGCCUCCAGCCCGCUCCUGCCCAUGCCGGCCGAGUUCUUCCACCCCGCCAUGCCUGCCAGCCAGAAAGGGCAGGAGAAAGGCACCCGCGCCGAGAGCCUCCCCAAGAUCGCCCUGCAGGGCUCCUGGGCAUCCCUGCGGUCCCCGAGUGUCAACUGCGCCCUGCUCCGGCAGGCCACUGGCAGCGACACCUCACUGGACGCCAGCCCCAGCAGCUCGGCGGGCAGCCUGCAGACCACGCUGGAGGACAGUCUGACCCUGAGCGACAGUCCCCGGCGCACCCUGGGGCCCCCGGCACCCACGCUGGGGCCCCGGGCCGGCCUGUCUCCAGCCACCCGGCGCCGCCUCAGCCUGCGGGGCCGGGGCCUGUUCAGCCUGCGCGGGCUGCGGGCGCACCAGCGCAGCCACAGCAGCGGCGGCUCCACCAGCCCGGGCUGCACGCACCACGACUCCAUGGACCCCUCGGACGAGGAGGGCCGCGGCGGCGGGGGCGGCGGGGGCGCGGGCAGCGAGCACUCGGAGACGCUCAGCAGCCUGUCGCUCACCUCGCUCUUCUGCCCGCCGCCCCCGCCGCCGCCCGCCGGCCUCACGCCCGCCAGGAAGUUCAGCAGCACCAGCAGCCUGGCGGCCGGCCGCCCCGGCGCCCCCGCGGCCCCGCCCCGCGGCCUGGCACGGAGCCCCUCGUGGGCCACGGACCGCAGCAAGGACCCCCCAGGCCGGGCCCCUCGGGCCUUGGGCCUGGGCCCUACCGCGCCCGAGCCGCAGCCGCCCCCCGGGGAGCUGGAGCCCGGAGACACCGUGAGCAAGAGGAAGAGAUGAGGGGCUGCCCGGCAGAGGCCAGCGCCAACCCGCCCGCCCCGUCUCACCUUCUUUUACCUCAGGAGCCAGGGAGCAGACAGCAAUACUUGUCCACACCUGGGAGUUGCGCAGGGCAGCCGGCGCGGACAGGGAGACACGGAGGAGGGGCCGGGUCAGCUGAGGCUCAGCCGUGGCCCAGCCGUGCCCCUGCAGUGCAUAUACACACACAUAUGCAGAUAUAUAUAUAUACAUAGACAGACAUAUAUAUAUAUUUAUUUUUUUUACUGAGAGCUUAUGACUUCCGGAAAGUGCUAGAGUUGGGGAGUGAGGGCCGGGCCCGGACAGGGGUUGUGUCUGACUCUUAAGACCCAGGCCGGCCACGGCAGCCGUGGGUUUGCUGUUUCCCCGGGUUCAGAGUAGCUUGGAGAGGACCCUCAGGGGGGCCCUGUGGCCGGGAGCCAGGCCCAGAGGAAGAGGUGCAGUUCAGGGUGCGUUCUGUUUUCCCUUUAAAGAAGAAAUGCUGCUAAGAUCCCGCAUCGCCCCUCACGUUUCGGGGUGCCUGUCUUGUCAUUCCUGACCGUCUCGUUGUUGCGAAGUCUUCUGUAGACACCCCAGAGCACACAAUCUCUCUUAGUCAACCAGUUAGAUGUCUCUCUUUAGAAAAUCAGGGGUGAGUAGCUGUGUUUUCCUAGGGCAGGGGUGGAGAUGGCGGGCAGCUGCAGGCUGGGCAGGGGCGCUGGCUCCAGCUCUGCGCCCUUCCGGGGGUGGGAGCUCUGCCCCAGGAAGGCAGAGCGCAGGGCCAGAGGCAGCAGGAGAGAGGGAGGGUGAAGGGCUUGAGCAGCAUGGCACGCCUGGCGGGCCUAGGGCACCUGCCUGGGCUGUGCCCGGCCUGGCAGUCAGGUGCUCGGUUCCUUGCUGCCUUUGGCCCCAGCGUGGGCCCUGAGCUGUGGACAUUCCCGUGCUACCCCGACCCUGAGCAGCUCUGCCCCUGCCCCAGUGGAGUUCAGGGUCCAGCAGGUGUGAUAAGGUUCUAGGCAAGGGUGGGGGCACCUGGGCGCUGGGCCCAGCCCCGCCCCUGCCCCAGCUCCCUGAGCCCGGCCAGGUCACCUGCAGGCCACACCCUCUGACCCGUCUGCCUGUCCUUGGGCCUCCAGCUCUCAUCUGGCACUGGCCUCCCAGACGGGUUCCAGACGGCUGUGUUUUAUUUGAAUAGUCAUGCAUUUAUUUCAGUAUUUAUUAGGAAAAAAAAUAAUACAUCGAACCCAUAAUUUCACAGAAAUACUGCUUAAGUCAAGGCUCGGUUUUAAAAAGCGAGUGGACUUUUUCUUUCGAGUCAGUUUAAACCAAAAGAUGGGGGAUGUGUGGGGGCGUGGGGACGCGCAGACGUCACAGGGGUGGCGGGGGUGUGGGAGACGCUUGUGCUCCUGCGGUGGCCCGGGUCCCUUGCCUGUGCGGGGGUCUCCUCUGAGGCUGCGGCUGGGCCCCGAGAGGGGCCUCGUCCCUGUUCCCAGGCCCGGACUGAGAGAACUUGGCCAGACUGGCGGGGACCCUGGGCCGGGGCCCCGCAGCGAUGGCCUGAGCUUUGUCUGUGCAAAGCCCUUCCCCUGAGAGGCAGGGAAGGGUCGCCAGGCCCGCUUCACUGCUGGGGAGACCGAGGCCAGCGGGAUCCCUCAGGGCCCUGGCGGCGGAGGCGCGGCCACCGUGGUGCGCUGACGCCUACAUGCUGGGCUGUGAAAACACAACCCCAGUGGGUCCAAGGUGGGCAGGUUCGCAGGGUCCAGCCCGGCCCGGGCCUCUGGUGGCACCGUGUGGUUGGCGGGCGGGCGGGGUUGGCUCCUGAGCCCCUCUGAGCACCCCUCCUCACCGGAGAGCGGUGGUGCUGGCGAGCGCUGGCUCGGGGCUGGGCUGGAGGGCUUCCGUGCGGGGUCGGAUGAGCCUGUGGGGCGCUGGGCCCACGUCUAGCACUGCCCCCUUUCCCUUAUCGGGGGCGGAGACCCUUGUCCGUGGCAGAAGGGGGUGCGGGCAGGCCUGUCUGUUUCUCGCUGGCCGCAGCGUGGGCAGCUGGGAGGAGGCAGUCACGCGUGGUUCUCGAGGCAGCGUGCCGCUGGAGGGCGUGCGUGCGUGCCGGGGCGUUCUAGGUGGCGGGGCACGCGUGGCAGAGCCUCGUGGGCCCGACGGCAGGGGCGCCUAGGAGGUGGGAGCGGCCGGUGUGGGGGCACAGAAGCUUUGCCUGGGGGAGUUGAGGGAGAUGGGGCUCGUCCCCAGAGGGCCCCAAAUGCUGAUCCCAGGCACUCGGCCUCGUUCCUGUGGGCCAAGGGACAGGGAACCAGGGAAGCCGAGACUUGCUGGUGAGGACAGCCGAAAAGGGAAGGGUUGGGCCAAUGGCCCUUCCUGCCUCCCGAGUCCUGCAGCCUGGGGCCACGGGCUCAGGCCCAUGCCUGUCCAUCGCAAAAGCACAAGCCCACCCCAACCCCCCGGGCCGGCGUGGGGAGAGGGGGGGUCCAGGUGCAUCUGUCUGCGAGGCUCUGCAGGGUGAUGGCUGGCAGGCGCCACGGCAUCUGCACAGAGGGACCCAAGACCAGCCUGGGGCCGUGGCCUGCCCUGGCCAAACCUGCUUCUCCCCCCUGCCCUGCCUCCCGCCCCGGGCAGCCCCUCAGAGGAGUAUGAAGCGUGCGCGGUGCCCGCCUGUCUGCCUGUGUUCCCCCAGACCCUGCCCUGGAGCCCUCCACCUCCAGGGCUACCGCCAGCCCCCUUUGCUGCAUUGUGUAAGGGCUGGGGGUCGUAGAAGCUGCUCUUUAGCCCAGACACACAUACUCUUUUUGUCUUUGUGCAAUAAUCAGUGUCCCUGGCAGAGCCGGGGCGAGCUGGGCCUGGGAAGAGGCAGAGGCUACCUCCUCCAGGAAGCCCUCGGCCUGCCCCGCGCCGUGACUACAGCACCCCCGGGCACUGUACAGUUUCUAUGGUGUGAAUGAGCUUCCCCCUAGUUGCUGAUGGCGCUGGUACCUGCUGGCCCAGAUGGCCUGGGUGUAGAGAAACCAGGCGGCAGCCACCACCAGUGUUGUUUUGAAUAAAAACCCAGAAGCCUAUUUAA
Molecule: messenger RNA, 9408 nt
Organism: Microcebus murinus (gray mouse lemur)
Lineage: Eukaryota; Metazoa; Chordata; Mammalia; Primates; Cheirogaleidae
Source: RefSeq, a predicted model, not a curated record